This is a messenger RNA of Venturia canescens, 869 nucleotides long. RefSeq names its product N-alpha-acetyltransferase 20 A (gene Naa20A). Bases 140 to 661 code for a protein of 173 amino acids. Gene Ontology annotation, molecular function: protein-N-terminal amino-acid acetyltransferase activity. Gene Ontology annotation, cellular component: NatB complex. The record is from RefSeq and is a predicted model, not a curated record. The transcript is spliced from 6 exons. Gene Ontology annotation, biological process: N-terminal peptidyl-methionine acetylation. Lineage: Eukaryota; Metazoa; Arthropoda; Insecta; Hymenoptera; Ichneumonidae.
UUCAAUAUUUGAUUAGUAUCCUGCUCCGACGACUGAAUUCAUAAUUUUUGACGUUUAGUAGUUUUGUGUUAUUCCAAUUUUCCAGUUAAUCUAAGUUCUCUAGUUGAGCUAGGUUUUAAAAUUUUUUAUUCAUUUAAAAAUGUCGAUUAUAAGACCAUUCACCUGCAAUGAUUUAUUCAAAUUCAACAAUGUAAAUUUAGAUCCACUUACAGAGACCUACGCGCUCUCCUUUUAUCUUCACUACCUCGCUCACUGGCCAGAGUAUGUUCAGGUUGCGGAAUCUCCCAGCGGUGAAAUAAUGGGUUAUAUUAUGGGAAAAGCAGAGGGCAUCGGAGAAAAUUGGCACGGUCACGUAACUGCCCUCACUGUGUCUCCAGAUUAUAGGAGAUUGGGCUUAGCAGCCAAAUUUAUGAAAUAUUUAGAAGAGGUUUCUGAAAAGAAACAGGCUUACUUUGUGGAUUUAUUUGUCCGUGUUAGCAAUAAAGUUGCCAUUAACAUGUACGAACGAUUAGGGUAUAUCGUUUAUCGAACCGUUUUGGAAUAUUACAGCGGGGAUCCUGACGAAGAUGCUUAUGAUAUGAGGAAAGCUCUUUCGAGAGACACAAGGAAGAAAUCAAUGAUUCCAUUGACUCAUCCAGUCAGGCCAGAAGAUGUUGAUUAAUGAUAUCUUUCAGUUCGAACAGUACAGAAGGCAAAAGAGAAAAACAAAUCUAAAGGAAUCGCUUUACAUAUCGGAGCAUGUUUUAUUUCAUUUUUGUACAAUAGUACAAUACUUCGUAUAUAUAUUUGUUGUACCGUACAUCUUUCACAUCUUUCAUGCGUCAUUUUAUGCGAAUAAUAAAUAAUAAAUAAAGAUUUAUUGAAAUUAA